This is a messenger RNA of Sphaeramia orbicularis (orbiculate cardinalfish), 3041 nucleotides long. RefSeq names its product protein tyrosine phosphatase receptor type Na (gene ptprna). Gene Ontology annotation, biological process: insulin secretion involved in cellular response to glucose stimulus; regulation of secretion; protein dephosphorylation. The coding region runs from base 1 to 2844 and encodes 947 amino acids. The record is from RefSeq and is a predicted model, not a curated record. The transcript is spliced from 24 exons. Gene Ontology annotation, molecular function: protein tyrosine phosphatase activity. Gene Ontology annotation, cellular component: synapse; secretory granule. NCBI's taxonomy places the organism in Eukaryota, Metazoa, Chordata, Actinopteri, Kurtiformes, Apogonidae.
AUGAAACACCUUCAACCAUGGCGGGCUCUGCUGCUUUUAACAGUGCUGUGGCAACAAGGAAUUUCAGAAAAAUACGGUUGCCUGUUUGAGAGAAAACUGUGCACAAGGGAACAGUUCUGCUCAGAUGAUGGGCUGUUUGGCCAGUGUCGCAGCUCAAAACAGGACCAAGUCCAGUACCAAGUGUCCGUUCCUGUUUUGAAGAGGAUGCAGGAAGUCCUCAAACAGCUCAUGUUGCAAGGUCUUUCCUGGCAGGAUGACAUCACCCAGUAUAUUUUAUCGAAGGAGCUGAAGAGAGUUCCCCACACCACCCAAACGUCUAAGCCGAACUCAUCCUCUUCUCCCUCGUCUUAUUUGUCUCAAUCCAAACAGCACAGUCCACAUCACCACAGUUCUAAGUCAGGCUCCACACCUCCUGGUGGCAACUAUGUGGACUACAUGAUCGUCGAGCCUCCUCAGUCCCCACUACGUAUGCAAACAGCCUCUGUGGACCCAUACACAUACCACCAGCACAGGUACCAGGAUGAAGUAGAGAGAUCUCUCAUUGGAGCAGGAGCUGGUUACGCCCGCCCCUCUUCACGGUCCCAGGCCAAUCAGAGGGAGAGAGAGCGUGAUAGGCAGCUGCUGCAGGAAGCUUUGUCUCUGUACCUUGCAUCUGCCCAACCCUCUUAUCGGCACAGAGGGGCAGCUCCCAUGGCUCCUGCAGGUCUGCCUUAUUAUGAGGACCUGGAACUGGACAUACCAGUGGACUAUGUGGAAGAUUAUACCAUAGAGGAGAGACUUGGGACUGCCAGCAGACAACCAACUAUACAAAACAAGAAGCCUCCUCAGGAUUUUAGCUCUCUACCUGGAAACAAUGAUGGUUUGCUCCAGAGGAUGUCAGGAGUCUUGCAGAGAUACGGCAUCGACCCCAGGGAGCUGAGUCAGGAGCAGCUCUACAAACUGGCUCUCAUUCUGCAGCUGUUGCAGGCCCAAGACAAGACAGAUCCAUUCGAGAAAGACCUUGUUGCCCUUAAAGAGAUGCAGCUGUUAAAAUCGGACAGUGCGACAGGUAAACCAGAGAAGCCUGCUCCUGUUCCGGGUCCUCCUAACGCCCCCCCUGCUCCAUCGUCAGCCUCAGCUCCAGCUACGUCUCCUGUAAAAUCCGCUGGCCUUCCUCUGUCUGUUUCCCACCCCCCACAAGCCCCUCCAGCUGAAACUGGACAAGGUUUGAAGGAGGAGAAACCACCCCUAGUGGAGGGCACAGGAGCUAAGGAGGAGUAUGGGUACAUCGUCACCAACCAGAGUCCUCUGAGUUUGUAUGAUGGUGUCAAGCUGCUGGAACUACUGGCUGAUAAAAUACACCUGACAACCAGCAGCUUCAUCAACAUCAGUGUGGUAGGUCCUGCACUGACGUUUCGGAUCCGUCAAAAUGAACACAACAUGACUGCAGCAGAGGUGGCCGCCAAAGCAGUAUCUGAAAAGAACUUCCUGGAGUCGGAGACAGGUCUGAAGAUUGUCCAAACUGGCGUGGGAGAGAGGACGGAUGCACGGGGUCUCCCUCAGGUAACCAGGGUUUCCCAGGGAUCCAGUGGGACGGUCAUCACCCUUGUUUCCAUGGCAGUCGUCGGAGGAGUGCUGGUAUUGGCCAUGGCUGUUGCUUGUCUCAGGCAUUAUGUUCAGCAAGUGGCCAAUGGCAAGCUAGGUCUGGGGCCAGAGGGAGGAGCCGAAACACACUUUGACUACCAGGAGCUAUGUCGGCAGCACAUGGCAUCCAAAUCCUCCCUGUGCCGCCAGGACUGUGUGGGAGGCGUGAAUGGCAACAUGGCUGGAUCUGCGAUAGGAACAGGAGCUGGUGGGCGAAGGGGAACGGAUACGUCUCGUGUCAGUAGCGUUUCUUCACAGUUCAGUGACGGUCCACAGCACAGCCCGUCUUCUACCCACAGCUCCACCCCAUCGUGGAGCGAAGAGCCCGCCCAGUCGAACAUGGACAUUUCAACCGGUCAUAUGAUACUGGCGUACAUGGAGGAUCACCUGCGUAAUAAGGACCGCCUUCAGAAGGAGUGGGAGGCUUUGUGCUCCUACCAGGCCGAGCCCAGUUCAGUAGCGGUGGCUCAAGAUCCAGCAAAUAUGGACAAAAACAGACAAGCUGAAUCACUCCCUUAUGAUCACUCACGGGUGAAGCUGAAGACUGAGCUCAACUCUGCUAAACAGGAUUACAUCAACGCCAGCAUCAUAUUUGAUCACGAUCCUCGGCAGCCAGCGUAUAUCGCCACUCAGGGACCGCUGCCUCACACUGUGGCGGAUUUCUGGCAGAUGGUGUGGGAGAACGGCUGCACUGUGAUAGUGAUGAUGACGGCUCUGGUGGAGGAUGGAGAGAAACAGUGCGAGCGAUACUGGCCUGAUGAGGGUUCAUCACUCUACCACAUCUAUGAGGUGAAUCUGGUGUCAGAACAUAUCUGGUGUAAGGAUUUCCUGGUGCGUAGCUUCUACCUGAAGAACGUCCAAACACAGGAGACCAGAACUUUGACGCAGUUUCAUCUCCUGAGCUGGCCGGCUGACGGCAUCCCGACCUCGACGCGACCGCUGCUGGACUUCCGCAGGAAGGUGAAUAAAUGCUACAGAGGUCGAUCCUGCCCAAUCAUUGUUCACUGCAGCGACGGCACUGGCAGGACCGGCACAUACAUCCUCAUCGACAUGGUGUUGAACCGCAUGGCCAAAGGUGUAAAGGAGAUCGACAUCGCUGCCACAUUGGAGCACAUCAGAGACCAGAGACCUUCUUUAGUCCGUACAAAGGACCAGUUCGAGUUUGCGCUGACGGCAGUAGCUGAGGAGGUGAACGCCAUCCUGAAAGCUCUGCCACAGUGAGCUGCAGCACCCGAGGACACACUGUGGACACGCACAGGCACGCACAAACAAAAAAAAAACACACUCAUACGGACGCAGCUGUACAGUCCUGUCAUGUUACAUCUGACCAUUACUGUAAAUACGACUCUGUUGUCCCACACCUGAAGCAACCACAGCUCUUCCUUUCAGCAUGCAGUAUUUUUCCAUCGACUAAAUCA